AUGUCCGCCCUUGACCUUACUACCGGCUGCAGUCUCACCCUGGACAGAGUAGUGUGCGUUGGGAUCGCCCUUGUAGCACGCCUACUAUGCUCCUUCAUAUUCGCCGAUGGUGAAUUGAUCCUGGAAGGUCAGCACUCCGAGAUGCUUAUCCAUCUUUAUCGAAUCAUCGGAAAUGCUGAUGGUCUUCCAGAAGUUAGGCGAUUAGACUCGCUUGCUGUGAGGUUGUUCAUCGGUGAAGAGCAUAUCCAGAAGCACGCAAUCCCUGAGAAGGCCAGCAAAGUAGCAAGGAAGAUCGAAGAGGCUCUCCAGUCAACAAAAGCUCCUGGAUUUGAUGUCCUGAGUUUCAGCGACCUCAGAUAUCUAUGCAGCCGCGCGAUCAAACUCAAAAUGCAGCUCCUCGUCAGCCCCCUAGACUAUCACAUCCUUUUCUUCCCACCCGGGAUGCCAUUCGACAGAGGAUACAUGGAAGCCGAAGGCGUUGAUGGUACACCACUAUUGGCGUCGCAAUGCAAGACGAAGCAUGCCCAGUUGUGCCUCUAUCCUGCGGUUGCCCAGUUCUUUUCCCCUCCUUUUGACCAAGGUUCGAGUGUAACGGAAGCACUAAUAAUGAACAAGCGAUUCCUAGCAGACCCGGCCAGGAAUACUAUCGCUAAUGCACUCUCUGUUGUAUCCAAGGCUAUAGUUCUGGUUGAGUAG
Messenger RNA from Lindgomyces ingoldianus, 696 nucleotides. RefSeq lists its product as uncharacterized. The coding region runs from base 1 to 696 and encodes 231 amino acids. The transcript has 2 exons. NCBI's taxonomy places the organism in Eukaryota, Fungi, Ascomycota, Dothideomycetes, Pleosporales, Lindgomycetaceae. The record is from RefSeq and is a predicted model, not a curated record.